AUGUGGGCGGACAUGAUCGAUGGGUUCCAAAAGUCUGCGUUGUCGGCAAGGCUUGGGAUUCCCAUGAUAUAUGGUACUGACGCAAUCCAUGGCCAUAAUAACGUCCUCGGUGCCACUAUUUUUCCUCAUAACAUUGGCCUUGGAGCUGCAAGGGAUGAGGAUUUAAUGGUGAAGAUCGGAAGUACCACUGCUUUGGAGGUUCAGGGCACCGGAAUGCCGUACGCUUUUGCGCCCUGUAUUGCCGUGUGUAGGGAUCCGUGGUGGGGUCGACGCUACGAGAGCUACAGUGAGGAUACGCAAAUUGUGAGGAGCAUGUCCAAGAUCAUACUAGGCCUACAGGGCUACCCUCCUCACAAUCAUACCAUUGGUUACCCCUUCGUCACUUCUGGGGGAAGGAAAGUGCUGGCUUGUACAAAACACUACGCCGGCGAUGGUGGGACACAAGGAGGGGUCGACGAGUACAACACGGUGACCACAUAUGCUGACCUGUAUCGCAUUCACAUGACCCCUUACAUUGAUGCAAUCGCCAUGGGGGGUAUGGUCAUAUCAGACUGGGAAGCAAUUGACAGGAUGACCAACCCACCCGGUUCACACUAUAAAGAAAGCCUGAAGGCAGCCAUCAAUGCUGGAAUCGACAUGGUCAUGAUCCCUUACAAAUACCAGCAAUACCUCACAUACAUGACGGAGCUUGUGUCGUCCGGCGAGAUUCCUAUCAGCAGGAUUGACGAUGCUAAACAUAGGGAAUUGGCAAGAGAAGCCGUGAGGAAGAGCUUAGUGUUGUUGAAAAUUGGGAAGGGAGAGGAGAAGAUGCUUCCUUUGAGUAAGAAUGCCCCCAAGAUCCUUGUGGUUGGGUCUCAUGCACACAACAUCGGCUACCAAUGUGGAGGAUGGACUGUUUCAUGGAAGGGCACCUCAGGCAACAUCACCAAAGGAACAACCAUCUUAGAAGGCAUCAAGAGGGCUGUUAGCAAGCAGACGCAGGUUGUGUUCCAAGAAAAACCCGGCAAGCAAUUUGUUAACAAGAACCAGGAUUCUUCCUAUGCGAUUGUGGUUGUCGGUCGACCCGUUGUGAUAGAGCCUUAUGUUGACAUGAUGGAGGCAUUGAUGGCUGCUUGGCUUCCAGGGAGUGAAGCUGGAAAAGGGAUUGCUGAUGUUAUAUUUGGGGAUUAUGAUUUCCAGGGUAAGCUUCCAAAGACAUGGUUCCGACGGGUCGACCAGCUGCCAAUGAAUUUUGGGGAUCCAUAUUAUGACCCGCUGUACCCGUUUGGGUAUGGGCUCCAGAUGGGUAUCCAAUCACACAAAAGAGGCUCUGCAACUUCUUUUUCAUCUAUUUGA
This is a messenger RNA of Telopea speciosissima, 1335 nucleotides long. RefSeq names its product beta-glucosidase BoGH3B-like. Bases 1 to 1335 code for a protein of 444 amino acids. Gene Ontology annotation, molecular function: beta-glucosidase activity. The transcript is spliced from 7 exons. Gene Ontology annotation, biological process: glucan catabolic process. The record is from RefSeq and is a predicted model, not a curated record. NCBI's taxonomy places the organism in Eukaryota, Viridiplantae, Streptophyta, Magnoliopsida, Proteales, Proteaceae.